Molecule: messenger RNA, 207 nt
Organism: Clunio marinus
Lineage: Eukaryota; Metazoa; Arthropoda; Insecta; Diptera; Chironomidae
Source: the annotation of a GenBank genome assembly
AUGACGGAAAAUAUAAUACAAUGGGUGAAGAGAAAAGAAAUCAUCGAUCAUUUUUCAAAACUUUCAUGUCUCUCGGAAGACUUCACUUGGUUGACUGAAGAAGGUCAUAAAGCUUCACGCAAAGGCUGUUUGGAUAAUUUCAAACGACUAUUCACAAAACAAUUUUAUGAACAACUCGAAGCUUUUGCCAUAAACAUAAAUAUGUAA